Paramacrobiotus metropolitanus is the source of this 1320-nucleotide messenger RNA. RefSeq names its product serine protease inhibitor dipetalogastin-like. Gene Ontology annotation, molecular function: protein binding. The transcript has 10 exons. NCBI's taxonomy places the organism in Eukaryota, Metazoa, Tardigrada, Eutardigrada, Parachela, Macrobiotidae. The record is from RefSeq and is a predicted model, not a curated record. Bases 162 to 1133 code for a protein of 323 amino acids.
UGCAUGAGUGAUGCUCAACGCAAAAUGUAUGUUUUCAAGGUCAAGAAACCUAUCAGCUGCAUUUUUCGGCGAAAAAUAUUUCGAUACAAAAUCCUAAGGCGUUAAUGCUUAUGUUGUCGGUGUUUUAGUUAAAGGACUGUACAUAAUUAUACAUAUUCAGGAUGCUUUUCUUAACAUAUGUUACCCUGACGUUGUUUGUUUGGAGUACCCAUGCACAGCAAAAUUACGCCACUACUGUGCAGCCACCGGUAAAUACGACUGCUGUCUGCAUUUGCACGCUGGAAUAUAACCCGGUGUGCGGAGUGGACGGGAAGACGUACUCCAAUGCCUGCGGCGCGCGUUGUGCAAACGUUGCAGUAGCUUCGCAAGGUGAAUGCCCGGGAUCGUCAACGACUACUGCCAACCCUGGAUGCAUUUGUCCGGCAAUUUUCGCUCCUGUUUGCGGUGUUGAUGGAAAAACAUACUCAAGCAGCUGCGUUGCGGCUUGUGCAAAGGUUGCCGUGGCGUCACAAGGCGAAUGUGGUACGACGACCGCAAAUCCAGGUUGCGUUUGUACGGCAAUAUUUGCACCCGUUUGUGGUGUUGAUGGGAAGACCUACGCCAGCGCUUGUGUAGCAAAUUGUUCCAAAGUGGCAGUAGCGUCACAAGGCGAAUGUCCGACCACAACCACACCAAAUACCGGAUGUGUUUGCGCUGAAAUUUUCCAACCAGUUUGUGGUGCCGACGGGAAAACUUAUGGCAACGCCUGCGAAGCAGGCUGUAAAAAUGUGGCAGUUGUAUCCCAAGGCGAAUGCCCUUCCACGACAACUCCCAACGUUGGGUGCGUGUGUCCGGCAAUUUUCCAACCGGUUUGUGGCGUAGACGGGAACACUUACGGAAACUCCUGCGAAGCUGGGUGUAAAAGUAUUUCCGCUUUCAGGACGUUAUCCAUUACAAUCACAUGCCUGCUGAUCAUUGCUAGCGUUCAGGAAAGUCUAGCUGAUACCAGUAAAGCAUGCCCUUGCACACAUGAACGCGAUCCGGUUUGCGGCAAGGACGGGAGGAACUAUGCUAACACUUGCAUGGCCGAAUGCAAUGGAAUCGAAAUCGUACAUUCUGGAAAAUGCGAAGUCAGCGAUGUCCCCAAAGGCUAAUGAAUAAUUUCCGUGGCACGACUGAUGCAACAUAUAAACUGAUUUUGUGAUUUUUCUAAACUGAAUUGCUAGGAUUUUUCUAUGCAGUAGCUUUUUUUUGCUUAGGUUAAUUAUUCUUUCUAAAUUCAUAUGCGGCUGCACUAUGACAAAAAACAGUCUUGAUAAAUAAAUGCUGGCCUCACAGUUA